Molecule: messenger RNA, 4375 nt
Organism: Dalotia coriaria
Lineage: Eukaryota; Metazoa; Arthropoda; Insecta; Coleoptera; Staphylinidae
Product: hornerin-like
Source: RefSeq, a predicted model, not a curated record
AAGAUCACAUAUUAAAAUCAUGCUACAUAGAAAAAAUGAGCAAGGAUUCUCCGUGGGAAAAAAUCGAAUGUUAAUCGUCCAUCCAAAUCUGCUCACAAAUGAACAGGUGGAAAUUAUUGGAGGACAUAUAGUUGCAAACUUUUGUUUCGGAUGGCCGUCGAGGGUGUUACGUCUGCCGACCAACUUUGAAGUGAGAAGUAAAAGAUCCAACAAGCAAUAUUAUUUCGUUGGUCGUAAGACAAGGGGCCAAACGCAAAGUCAAUACUUGCAGUUUGGAGAUGGUGAGAAUCCAGGGAAAGCUGAGGCGGAAGCAACUCGACAAGGAAGCAAGGCUGUUGUGUAUGGUUCCAGAGGAAUGGGACAAGCGCAAAGUCAAAGUGAUCCAUUCAGUUGUGCUGAUUGCUAUGGAUAUGGAGGUUCCGGUAUUCCGGGUUCACAAACGUCUACCUCACCUUUUGCCCCAGGAUUAAAUGGAGAACAGUUAUCAGGUGGUCGACGGUUUGAUGCAUCGGGCCGACCAAUUUUAACUACUGGCGCAGACCCUGGAUUAUCCCAAACGGAUAUUUAUGGAAGACCUAUUGGUGGCGAUGGUCGAUCCCCAGGAGUCACAGGUCCAACCCAGGCAGGACAAGGAUUUAUUCCUGGAAGAGGUCCCGGUGCUGGUCAACAACAUGGUGGGCAAGUGCCAGGUCAACUAUUAGAAACACCGGUUGGUAGCUUAAUUCAAUCAGGAACACGUGGCCAGAAUGGUAAACCCGGCGUUUCUGGCACUAACGCUCUCUUUAUACCCGGCCAAACACCCGGAACACAUCAAACUCGCCCAGGUCAAACAGGUGGCUACCAACAAGGUGGUCAAGUACAACCCGGUACUGGAGGUGGAACCAUUUUUACACCAGGACAGGCAGGCCAAGCACCUGGAUCAUUUCAAACACAUCCUGGGCAAACUAUAUUGAGAGGACCGGACGGUGGACAAGCUCCAGGAACACAUCAAAUACAACCUGGUCAAGCAGGUGGAGACUUAUUACCGGGCACUACAACUGGUGGAGGAAGAGGUCCAUCAGGAUCAUUUCAAACGUACCCAGGUGGUCCUGGAAGUGGUACAAUAUUGAGACCUGGUCAAACUCAUCCAAGCCAAACCGGUGGACUACAACCAGGAAUAACAGGCGGACCUGGUACAGGAACAUAUUUUACUCCAGGACAAGUAUCUACGGGUGGUCAAUAUCCUAGUGGUGGUAGUCAACCUGGUUCGGACCAAACACCUUCUACUCAUGCAGGUGGAACACAAGGAACAACAGGUGGCCCUGCAACUGGAACACAAUUUACCCCAGGACAAGCACCAGGUUUAUUACAAAUUCGUCCAGGCCAAGUAGGAGGACCAAGCGGUGGUCAAAUACCUGGAUCCAUACACACACAACCCGGUUCGCAAAUAUACGAUCAUGAUGGUCUUCAAAACCCGGCGCGUCCAGUGCAUCCCGGUGAUGUUGGAGCAAUUGCACCUGGCGCGCAAAUUCAACAGGGUGGUGUAACAACUCAACCAGGUGAAACAACCUAUUUUAUUCCUGGUGGUAUAAGACAACGGCCAGGCGAUGGUUCUUUUGGUUACUAUCCAUCGACCGGAACACCAGGUGGAAGAAUCCAGGGAGGAGAUUCAGGUAUACAAGAUGGAACUUUCAACGGUCAAUUAGCCGGACAAUACCGACCGGCAAGUGCCAGGGGGGAAUUUUCCGGCACAUUUCAAGGUAGAUAUAGCCCACAUGGAUCUAGAACACAUAUAGGUUCACAAGGAGCGCAAAUUAGUGGAGGUGGACAGCAAACUGGAGAUAGUGCGCAGCAGGUUCAUUAUCCAGGAUCUAUUAUUGAUCCGGUGGUCAAAGAGGGCAAGGUUCUCUUGAACAACAAGGAUUUCCAGGCGAGUCAGUUGGAGGACAGCAAUGGUCACAAGCAGGUACACCCGGAAGUCAAAUCCCAACAGGUUCAUCAAUUACUGGACAAAUUCCGGGCCAAUAUGUACAAGUCAACCUGGCUAUCAACACGGACAGUACAUACACCAGGACAAAUACAUACAACAACCGGUGGUCAAUAUCCUAGUGGAGGUAGACAACCAGGUUAUCAACAAGGGACAGUACAUACACCAGGACAAAUACAUACAACAACCGCUGGCCAAUAUCCUAGCAGUGCAGGCGGCCAACCUGGUUAUCAACAAGGUACGAGCGGACAAGGUCCAAUAGGUGGCCAACCAGGCUAUCAACAAGGUGCUGGACAAAUACCUGAACAAUCGCAUUUAACAACUGACGGUCAAUAUCCUAGUGGCAGUAGUGGUCAACCAGGUUAUCAACAAGGAGCACCAGGACAAUUGCAAAUCUCGACUGGGGGACAAUACCCAACGGGUGGUACCAGUCAACCAGGUUAUCAGCAAGGAACACCUGGACAAAUUCACUCAGGGACAGAUGGUCAAUACCCAGGUAGUGCAAGUGGUCAACCUGGUUACCAAACAGGAACAGGACAACCACAGGGACAUUUACAAACACCUACUGGUGCUCUGUAUCCUGGUGGUUCUGGUCAACCUGGUUAUCACCAAGGAACAGAAUUUACACCGGGUUAUCCAGGCCAAACUACAGGUACAGGUCAGCAAGGUGGUACAACCGGAGGACAACAAUUUUAUGGCCAACAACCAGGAACAAGUGGACAACAAAUAGGAGGAGGCGGACCAACUUACGGUACACAAACACCUUAUGGUCAACAAGGUGGUCAAACAUUAGGAAGCGGUGUUGGAGACUAUGCAGGUUCUGGCGUUCCACAGGUAGGACAAUUCCAACUCCCCGGUCAAGCAGGUCAAGGUUUAGAAGCGGACGAUUCUGAUACGCAAGCGCAAAGUACAAUUCAGCGGUCAGAUAAUGAAACUCAGGCGAGUGCCUCUUCUUCGGGUCGGUUUGCUGGCGGUACGGCACAAUCACAAGUAUCUGGAUCUUACGCAGGUACAGGAUCAUUUAGUGCCUCGGCAGGUAGCAACGACGGAUUACGCGGUGCGCAAACACAGGUUUCCGGUAAUUCGGAAGGUACCCUCAGUUCCUCUCAAGGUAUGGGAGGCCGAGGUAAAUCCCAAGCACAAGUCCAACUUUCAGCGGACACUGGUGACACCACCUCAAGUGCCCAAUCCGGUGGAUUAAACCACGGUACCAACACACAAGUACAAUCGGGAAUUAAAGGGGGAAUGGCAGAUGCACAAGCCAACGGUCCAGGUAGCACCUCUUCUCAAGCACAAAUAGGUUUCUCUCCAUACGACGCAAACACCAAUGACGACGAUCCUGGAAAUCCCCACAACGGAGGAGGAACGGCAAGCGCCUCAAGUGGAACUCACGCGGGUAAAUCCCAAGUACAAAUUAAUGGAAAAUACGCGUUUGGUAUACGCUACACGGGCCAAGCUCAAGCUUCCUCCGCAAAUUCCGGCUACACGGCUGAUAAUAUCAAUUUACCAACAAUGCGACCAAUCGACUUCUCACAAAACACUUAUAGCAAACCAGCAAAACAAGAAAAAGUUAACGUGCGUCAAAUAGACGACCCCAGCUUAAUAAAAAUUAUUACAUCUUCAACAACUCCAUUACCCGAUGAUGAUGAUGAAGAAGAAUACGACGACUAUGAAGAUCCUAACCCACCACCAAGACAUAACUUGGUUCAACAAGCAAAAACAAGAAGUCUAAUGCAUGACGCCCUUGAUCCUCUAGAAGAUAUAGAAGAUCAUGGUAUUCAAAUCGAAGGCCAGCUAAAACACGGCGAUAUAAUUCAAACAGGUCAAUACAUUCCAGGGAGCACCGGGUACAAAAUCCCACAAGGUUUUCGUGGCCGUGUCACCGAAGAUCAACAGCAACACGAAACAGAUAGCGACUUAGGCAAAAGAAUCAUCUACGCAGCUGGAGCUAACGCAAAUCGUCGUGGGCACAACGAUGGAUACGGUUCAGGUUAUUCCUACCAACCAAGAUACUCCCCAGUCCAAUACGGUUUCAAAUCAUCAAACCAACCAAAGAAUUUCGUCUCAGUGACAAAAUCAGAAACAGGUUCACGUAAUAUCAUCACUGGAAAGAAAACUCCCUCAGUUUAUUAUACACAAUCAUCAACGUGUGGAUAUUUCACCAAUACGUGCGUCUAUAGCAAUGGGCGAAAGAUCUGCCUACCGAAACCGAAGGCCAAUCCGGAUGGAACACCCAUUGUAUGCAGAAACUAAAUGGACACUCGACUAUAAAACAAUAUAAUACCAUCACUGCCAGACGUAUUAUAAUUAUAACUUAAAGUAUCUAUUUUCAUACAUUGCUUUUUUUUAAUUAACUGCGAGUAAAAUAUUGUAGUUUUAUUAAUAAUGAUUAAACGUUUGAAAACACAA